Punctularia strigosozonata HHB-11173 SS5 is the source of this 624-nucleotide messenger RNA. RefSeq lists its product as uncharacterized. The coding region runs from base 1 to 624 and encodes 207 amino acids. The transcript has 5 exons. The record is from RefSeq and is a predicted model, not a curated record. NCBI's taxonomy places the organism in Eukaryota, Fungi, Basidiomycota, Agaricomycetes, Corticiales, Punctulariaceae.
AUGAUCUCCUCGUUUGGAAAGAAGCGUUACUACGCGUAUGCGGCGACUUUGCUGGUGGACAUCAUCGUCCUCGCUCUCUCUGCACGGGUGAACGAGUUCCAGGAGUUCUUCUUCGUGGCCGAUAAAUUCCCUUUGAUCAUGUCCAUCAUCACCCUCGUCACCCUGACCUUCACGUAUGCCCUGCCAGUUGCCGUCCUUUGUCCACCUUGGGUUAACCCUAUGAAUAGCAUCCUCCUCGACGCCUCCCGCGAGAACUCCUUCUUUGGUCGCGCUCCAUUCCAACUUUCCUGGCUCUUCAUCCUCAGCGUGUUUUGGCUCGCUUUCAACGCGUUCUCGACCUCUCGCUGGCGCCACGUUCCCCUUCAGUGCGAUGCCAUCCCCGCUGGGUUCGCAUCGGAAAAGGCUUGGUGCAAGGAUCUUCAGGCGCUCAAGUCCUUCGUCUGGGUGGAGUGGCUUCUCCUCUUCCUCAACUUCGCCUUGACCCUUCGCUACACCAUCUCCCAGUCCACGCACGGCCUGAAGCACGUGUGGAGCACGUCGCUCUCGCGUUACACUCCCCAAUCCGGCAUGGAGCACGCCUUCGACGACCGCAUGAGCUAUGGACAGCCAUCGGGCUACUACUGA